ACAGAGAGAGAAAGAGAGAGAUCAGUCAGUAUGGACGCGUUGGUACAGGUACCGUAUGGAGCGUCGGUGCGGAUGAUGUUGGCUUCUCUGGAGCGAAAUCUCCUGCCGGACGCGGUGGUAAGGAGGCUGACGCGGCUGCUGUUGGCCAGCCGUCUCCGCUCUGGCUACAAACCUUCCUCUGCCAUCCAGCUCUUUGAUCUCCUUCAAUUCGCUAUCUCUCUUAAAGAUAUGCCUAUAGCUGUCCAGACAGAGAAACCAAAGUCCCAACAUUAUGAAUUACCUACCUCCUUCUUCAAGUUGGUACUAGGAAAGAAUCUCAAAUACAGCUGUUGUUACUUCAGUGGUAAGUCAAACGACUUAGAGGAAGCUGAGAAAGCAAUGUUGGAGCUAUACUGUGAGAGGGCACAGAUAAAAGAUGGUCAAACCAUCCUUGAUGUUGGAUGUGGCUGGGGAUCACUUUCAUUAUAUAUUGCUAAAAAAUAUGCUAACUGCAGGGUCACAGGGAUUUGCAAUUCAACAACGCAAAAAGCAUAUAUAGAUGAGCGGGGCAGGGAACUGCAGCUGCAGAAUGUUGACAUCAUUGUUGGAGACAUUAGCACGUAUGAAAUGGAGGCCUCUUUCGAUAGAGUUUUAUCCAUAGAAAUGUUUGAACACAUGAAGAACUACCAGGAGCUCCUUAAGAAAAUAUCAAAGUGGAUGAAGCAGGACAGCCUUCUUUUCAUACAUUACUUCUGCCACAAAGCAUUUGCUUACCACUUUGAGGACAAAAAUGAAGAUGACUGGAUCACCAGAUACUUCUUCACUGGAGGGACAAUGCCUUCUGCAAACUUACUUCUUUAUUUCCAGGAUGAUGUUUCUAUUGUUGACCAUUGGCUUGUAAAUGGGACACAUUAUGCACGAACCAGUGAGGAGUGGCUUAAGAGAAUGGACCAGAACAUGACCUCUAUCAGUCCAAUAAUGGAGUCAACUUAUGACAAAGAUUCAGCUGUUAAGUGGACUGCAUACUGGCGGACAUUCUUCAUCUCGGUGGCAGAGCUUUUCGGUUAUAACAACGGAGAAGAAUGGAUGGUUGCACAUUACCUAUUCAAGAAGAAAUGAAGGGCGUCUCAUACACUCACACUGCCCUCUUCUAUCUCUGUUUUAGUUGGGUGGCUAAGAUACAAAAUACCAGAGCUUUGAAAAAAUUCAUUGUUUUGUUGAAACCAUGUCAAAAGAUAUUUCAUGCUACCUACCCUAGAGUGAUUUGUGAUGCA
Messenger RNA from Telopea speciosissima, 1253 nucleotides. RefSeq names its product (S)-coclaurine N-methyltransferase-like. NCBI's taxonomy places the organism in Eukaryota, Viridiplantae, Streptophyta, Magnoliopsida, Proteales, Proteaceae. Bases 31 to 1098 code for a protein of 355 amino acids. The record is from RefSeq and is a predicted model, not a curated record. The transcript has 8 exons.